Charadrius vociferus (killdeer) is the source of this 1071-nucleotide messenger RNA. RefSeq names its product phospholipid scramblase 1-like. The transcript is spliced from 8 exons. Gene Ontology annotation, molecular function: phospholipid scramblase activity. Gene Ontology annotation, biological process: plasma membrane phospholipid scrambling. The coding region runs from base 1 to 930 and encodes 309 amino acids. Gene Ontology annotation, cellular component: plasma membrane. Lineage: Eukaryota; Metazoa; Chordata; Aves; Charadriiformes; Charadriidae. The record is from RefSeq and is a predicted model, not a curated record.
AUGCAAGCACACAAGCCCGCACCAGCACCUGGAUUUUUAAACGCGAACUAUGCACCAGGAAAUCAAGUCCCCUAUGACUACCCUCAGCACGCACCUGGGACUUACCAAGGUGUCGCUGGCGCAGGGAGCUAUGGCUUCCAGGUACAGGCCACGAGUCCAGUUCCAGCUGGAUUUGCUGUUCCACCCAUCCAGAACCAGCCCAUCGUGAAGGAGGGGACAAUCUGGAUGCCCGUCCCUCCUCCUCUUCCCAACUGCCCUCCUGGACUGGAAUAUCUCACACAGAUUGACCAGAUAUUAAUUCAUCAGCAAAUUGAACUUCUUGAGAUUUUGACUGGCUUUGAAACAAACAACAAAUAUGAAAUCAAGAAUACACUGGGCCAAAGGGUGUACUUUGCAGCAGAGGACACUGAGUGUUGCACCAGGAAUUGCUGUGGGCCAUCACGACCCUUCACCCUCCGGAUUAUAGAUAACCUGGGUCACGAGGUGAUAACGCUGCAGAGACCCCUCCGGUGCUCUUCGUGCUGCUUUCCCUGCUGCUUACAGGAGUUAGAAGUUCAGGCGCCUCCAGGAACACCGGUUGGUUACGUUGUCCAGAACUGGCAUCCUUGCCUGCCAAAGUUUACCAUUCAAGAUGAGAAAAGAAUGGAUAUACUGAAAAUUACUGGCCCAUGUGUUGUCUGCAGCUGUUGUGAGGACAUUAAUUUUGAGGUGAAGUCUGUGGAUGAGACUUGUACUGUUGGGAGGAUUUCUAAGCAGUGGACUGGUUUUUUGAAAGAAGCUGUCACAGAUGCAGAUAACUUUGGAGUCACAUUCCCAAUGGACCUUGAUGUAAAAAUGAAAGCUGUCAUGAUCAGUGCUUGCUUCCUUAUCGACUUCAUGUUUUUUGAGCAUGCUGGUGAUAAACAACAGCGAACAGGAGUUUGGCAAUGAAAUCUAGAAGUUUUGUAUAAAAGGAUGAAGGACAUAAAUCUCCCAACUUUCCAGUGGAUUGCACAGCUCCAGUAAGAAUAUUAGAAGUGUACAUCUUGUGCUUGUAGUUAUAUUUCUAUACACUAAAAGCUUUAUGGUUGU